AUGCCUCCCACUAAUCGCCGCCGAGUUAAUACCACUGCCUCUUCUCGCUCAAGCCAGGCGACGCUAUCAUUCGGUUCCAAAUCCAGAAUCACCAAGCCAUCUGCAACAGCCCCAGCUAAGAAAUCGAAGGACCUUAACACCGUGACUACCGUCGUUCCUGAAAACACCUCUCAUGAUGCGGCCUCCCGGCUUCAAGACUCACCGAUUAUUCCCUUCGAGCCGCAUGUGGCGGAGGUUGUGGUGAGAGACCAGGCAGAAACAGAGAUGCAAAAACUUCUGUCGGAGGAAGAUAAGAGAGCAAUGAAUAUGACAGAGCAGGAUCUACGGCACUACUGGAGCAAAGAAGAAGACAAAAGAAGGGGCCCUCGAGUUCAUCAAGAGGAGCUCUCAUUGCAUGACAAGAUUUUGCGACACUUCGAUCUCUCCAGUCAGUUUGGGCCCUGUAUCGGGAUCCCUCGACUAAAGCGUUGGAGACGGGCAAAUACGCUGAAACUCAACCCACCCCUUGAAGUACUGGCUGUACUGCUGAAGCAAACCGAUGAUACAAAACAGAGAGCCUAUGUCGAUGAACUGAUGAGUUGA
This is a messenger RNA of Aspergillus tanneri, 582 nucleotides long. RefSeq names its product putative DNA polymerase delta subunit 4. The transcript is spliced from 3 exons. Gene Ontology annotation, biological process: DNA synthesis involved in DNA repair; DNA-templated DNA replication. Lineage: Eukaryota; Fungi; Ascomycota; Eurotiomycetes; Eurotiales; Aspergillaceae. The record is from RefSeq and is a predicted model, not a curated record. Gene Ontology annotation, molecular function: DNA-directed DNA polymerase activity. Gene Ontology annotation, cellular component: delta DNA polymerase complex. Bases 1 to 582 code for a protein of 193 amino acids.